Messenger RNA from Hippocampus zosterae (dwarf seahorse), 2010 nucleotides. It is a transcript of the gene gtf2e1, whose product is annotated as general transcription factor IIE, polypeptide 1, alpha. Gene Ontology annotation, cellular component: transcription factor TFIIE complex. The transcript has 6 exons. Gene Ontology annotation, biological process: transcription initiation at RNA polymerase II promoter; transcription open complex formation at RNA polymerase II promoter. The record is from RefSeq and is a predicted model, not a curated record. The coding region runs from base 202 to 1542 and encodes 446 amino acids. Lineage: Eukaryota; Metazoa; Chordata; Actinopteri; Syngnathiformes; Syngnathidae.
CGUGCUCCAGUUUUGCGUUUUCUUUCCGGAGUAGCUGCUAAAAUUCAGCCAGGAACCAUGCUAGCAAACUUCCCCGUCGAUCAAUUUAAAACCUAGUGUUUCCCGUGUUUUUUCCCGAAAGAUGUGUUUUCCCUGAAGAGAGAAAGGGGGUAGAGGACGGAUAUUGUGUCCCUUCUGCGUAUAACGGAGAAGCACUACAAGAUGAUAGAACCAGAACUCCUGACCGAGGUACCCGCCGCAUUGAAGCGUCUCGCCAAGAUGGUGGUGAGGGGUUUCUACGGGGUGGAGCAUGCCUUGGCCCUGGAUGUGCUCAUUCGCAACCCAUGCGUCCGCGAGGAAGACAUGCUGGAGCUGCUCAAGUUUGACCGGAAACAACUGCGCUCUGUACUCAACACGCUGAAAGCUGACAAGUUCGUCAAGUGUCGAAUGAGAGUGGAGACUGCCCCGGAUGGCAAGGCAACUCGACACAACUACUAUUUCAUCAAUUACAGGGUUCUUGUGAACGUGGUCAAGUACAAACUGGAUCACAUGAGACGGCGUAUAGAGACGGAUGAACGCGACUCCACCAACCGGGCCUCAUUCCGAUGUCCCUGUUGCUUCUCCACUUUCACUGAUCUAGAAGCCAAUCAGCUGUUUGACCCCAUGACAGGUACGUUCCGUUGCACAUUCUGUCAGACAGAGGUAGAAGAGGAUGAAUCCGUGUGCCCUGAUGCUAGGACACUGGUGGCACGAUUUAAUGAACAGAUCGAGCCCAUCUAUGUGCUGCUGCGUGAGACCGAGGAUGUGAACUUGUCUCAUGAUCUGCUGGAGCCCGAACCCACAGAGAUCCCUGCCCUCAAGCAGAGUCGGGAGCGCAAUGCGGCGGCUGCUGCAAACGCUGCAAGUGGCCCCCACCGGGAAGCCUGGUCCAACAAAGGCUCAGUCUACGCUGACCUUUACACCCAAAAUGUUGUCAUCAAUAUGGAGGAUCAGGAUGACCCACAGAAGCAAGCGAGCGAGGGCACAGCAUCGAAGGACAGACCCGUCUGGUUGACCCAGAGCACAGUGCAAGGUGCUUACAGCGAGACGGACAUACUGAAGAAUCGGGGAGACAUUGCGACCGGGAUCCAAGAUGGAGCAAGUCAUCCUAGAGCUGGCCAGUCCGACGAAAACGAGGAGGUGAUGCGGGCCCUGCUCAUCCAUGAGAAGCGAGCCGUGGCAGGACCCGGUGGAGGCGGAGCAAACGCCGCCACCAGGGGGCUGGUGUCUGCCUCGGCCAAUGCCAGCGACUCGGAGAGCGACACCAGUGAGUCCGACGAAGAGAUGCCCUCUGCUCCUCCCCCUCACGUAGCUGCUGCUGCACCUCGACGAGCUGCGGAGGAGGAAGAGGACGAUGAUGACUUUGAGGAGGUGGGAGAUGAGCCGACAGUGAUGGUGGGAGGCCGGCCCUUCUCUUAUGGAGAGGUGAGCCAGAGGCCAGAGCUGGUAGAGCAGAUGUCUGCGCAGGAAAAAGAGGCCUACAUUGAAAUGGGGCAGAAACUCUUCCAAGACAUGUACUUUUGAAUUCUUACACUUAUUCUUUUGUUUUUUUUUCUCUUCUAAUACAUUUGCCUUCACCGUGCUGCCCCUUUAUAGUCGGGGCCUUGACACACUUACCAAGAUGCUGCUUCCCAAGUUAUUCCAUUCACUAUCAAUGUUCUUUCAAUGAACAAAGUGGACACACGAGCUUUGCCAGUGUGUCCUCAGAGGUCACUCCGUGUGAGGUGUUCAUUCCCAAGUAUUUUCGACAUCUUGCAAGCUAGCUACCUGCAUUUUGUGCCAAUAUGUCUUUCUUCAACAGCUGUUGAGAACAAAGCUGUCUUUUUGUUUUUCCCAGAAGAAAUUUAAGACAAAUAUCUGUCUCAGUUAUCAUCAAUGCUAUCUGGUGGGUCUGUGAAGAGGCAACCCAUAUUGAAAGCUUCAAGCUAUUGCUCAACAAAAAGAGCAAUGUGUUGUGACAUUUCAGUCUGAAAUACAUUUUUUUCCCUUGCA